Messenger RNA from Symbiodinium necroappetens, 735 nucleotides. Lineage: Eukaryota; Dinophyceae; Suessiales; Symbiodiniaceae. The record is from the annotation of a GenBank genome assembly.
AUGCGCAUGAGUUGUAAAGUGUUGUCUCAAGCUCUGUGCGAUAAGCAGCGCUUCUGCACUCAUGUCAGAUGGUUGCCCCUCCUUUUGAAACGAGGGUUUGUGAGGUGUCCUGUCCGUUUGGGGGCUGCUGGCACCGGAACAAAGUUAGUCAGUUUGAUUUUUCAGGUAACAGCUGUCUUCUGCCAAGCAGCUAUUGACAGCGCUCAGCAAGAUCAAGCCUCCGUGAUCCAGUCCAUCUUGGAGAACAAGGAAAUGCACCUGGACAAGAUCCGCACUCUUUUCAGCCAGUUCGGUGGGGAGGACUGUAAUACCAUCACAUUCGCCAUGUUCGAGUCGACCAUUCAGGAGCCCAAGGUCAGAGAGUACUUCGAGUCUCUCGGGCUCGAUAUUUGGGAUGCAUGGAGCUUCUUCAAGAUGUUGGACUUGGACAGUGGUGGUGAGGUCGAGAUCGACGAAUUUUUGAUGGGGUGCUUACGUUUACGAGGCAAUGCACGCGCCGUCGAUGUCGGCAAGCUCAUUCACGACCAGAACUGGCUCAUCAAGAAUUUCGGCAGGUUCCAGGGGCAUGUGGAAGUUCAGCUCUCCCAUCUGCUUGGCCUUAUGGCGUCGGCUUUGGGUGUGGAGAACGUUGUUAUUGAAGGUCUCGCCCCUGGAAAUUUCAGCAGAGGUACCACUCCAUGGGACAAAUCAGGUGAGAAACUCGCUUCACCAAUUCGUACCAAAGAACAAGGCUGA